GAGGAGAGAGCAGUCAGAUUCAUCUUUUUCACAGCCUCAGAGAGAGAAGGAAUACUUGAACAAGAGAGAACUACAGAAGAGCACAUAUUGCUAUUUUAAGGAGAGAGAAAGAUAAAACAGGAUGAUUUAUUGUGGAGCUAGCCCAGGACAGAGAGAACAAAACAAGCUGGACAAUAAGAAUACCACUGAAAAGUAAGGAUAUAGAGAUGGAGAGAUGCACACAGUGAACCGUGCUCAUCUAAUGCCAAUCUCCUGAGUGUAUACAGAGCCACACCCACUACACCUGUCGCAACAAUGUGACAGCAACUCUCUGAACACGGAGAACGUCACCUGGACAAUCCACAGCAUUAUAGAAUCCCACAGCACCGUAACCUGGCAACUGCAGACACAUACAGCGCUGUAACUUGGCAACAACAGCGAGAGUCAACUCUAUUGAAUUGCUGCCGCUGAAUCGACUGCACUGUUGUUAUGAGGAUGCUGAGGGAGCCAAUGGUACUGCAGCAGCUGAUCCUGUGUGUGUGUGUGUGUAUGUCCAGUGCUCUAGUGGUCCAUCCCUUGGCAUGGCAGGUCUCCUGUCCGGCAGGGUGUGUGUGUCAGAUCAAGCCCUGGUUCUCCCCCCAGUCAGUGUCUCAUGAAGCACCUACUGUGGACUGUAACAACCUAUUCCUGACCCAGCUGCCUUCCCUUCUCCCCCCAGACACACACACACUCCGCCUGCAGAGUAACCUGCUGUCCACCUUGGAGACCCAUCUGUUACACACACUCUACAACCUCACUGAGCUGGAUCUGUCUCAAAACCGCUUCAGUAGUGUAAGAACCCUAACCUUAACCCAGCUCCAGGCUCCCUCCUUGCCCUCCCUACUUUCCUUGCACUUAGAGGAGAACCAGCUCCGGGCCCUGCCCGCUGCCUCCUUCUGCUCCUUGCCGGCGCUGCAGGAGCUGUUCCUCAGCCACAACCGUCUAUCCUACCUGGCUCCUGGAGCCUUCUCUGGCCUGGUCUCUUUGCUGCGCUUGCACCUCAAUAACAACCACCUGACUUCAAUAGAUCCACGCUGGUUCACUGCCCUGCCCCAACUCCAGGUGCUAAUGCUUGGGGGAAACCCAGUAGAGGUCCUACCUGAUGGUGGCUUCCAGGCUCUGGGUUCUCUACGCAGCCUGGUGUUAGGGGGCAUGGGGAUAAAAGGGCUGCCUGAAAAGGCACUGGAGGGGCUGGACAGUCUGGAGAGCCUGUCCUUCUAUGACAACCUCCUGAUCAGAGUCCCUACACAGGCUCUGAGGAGGCUCCCAGGGCUCAAGUUCCUGGAUCUGAACAAAAACCGCCUGAGUCUGGUUCAGACGGGGGACUUCAAAGACUUGGUCCACUUGACAGAGCUGGGUCUGAACAACAUGGAGGAGCUGGUGGCCAUCGAGAGAGCAGCCAUGGAGAACCUACCUGAGCUCACCAAGUUGGAGAUAACCAACAACCCCCGGCUGUCUUACAUCCACCCCGAGGCCUUCCUUCACCUGGACAAGCUGGAAAGCCUGAUGCUGAACUCCAAUGCUCUGAGUGCUCUGCACCAACAUACUGUCCUGUCCUUGCCCAGCCUUAGGGAGGUCAGCCUGCACUCUAACCCCCUUCGCUGUGAUUGCCUUUUCCGCUGGGUGGCUGACGAGCACACCCACACAGACAGGCACACCCACACAGACAGGCACACCCACACAGACAGGCACACCCUGCAGGCCGUGAGGUUUAUCCAGCCUCAGGCCACCCUGUGCUCAGAGCCUCCAGAGCUGCGGGCUCGCAGGGUGAAGGAGGUAUUGAUCACAGAGAUGUCUGCCUCCUGCCUUCCUCUCAUCCCCCCUGGCAUCCUCCCCACCUACGUGGGGGUGAGAGAAGGGGAGAAGCAGGCUUUGCACUGCCGUGCCCUGGCCGAACCUAAGCCCACCAUAUACUGGGUCACUCCUAACGGGCUAACACUGGGCCAGUCCGACCACAGCCGAAGCCCCACCCCGGCGUCCGCACAGAUGUCCAACUCCUCGUCUUACCACUCCCUGCCGCCAAACGCCUCUGUCCUUUGGUCCGGCCUCACCCCCACCCCCACCUCCUCCCCCAUCUACCGACUCCUGCCAGAGGGGACGUUGGAGAUAGCGGCGGUGACAGUCCAGGAGGCGGGUCUGUACACCUGUGUGGCUGAGAACACACUGGGGGCUGACACUCACACUGUGACUAUUGGGGUACACAGGCACAGGAGGGGGGGUUGAGGUCCUGCCAGUCGGAGGGGACGGGAUAGGAGUUGAGGGGUUUUUCCAGGGAAGUCAGCUGAGGGCCAGAAUCAAGACAGCAGGCAUUCAUGAGCCGCACAUUCACAGUUUGGCUACUAUACAUAAAUAACCACAUAAUAAAGACUGAAAACACACAGACACACAUUUCCGCUUACAGCAGUCCACCGUGUCAAAGAUGGACUGAAAGAUGGCGCCGGCAUCUGCUUUUGGUAGCAGUGCCAUUGUUGGUGGUGCCUGUGCCAGCCAGGAUACGUUAGGGCUACAUCUGGAAAUGCAUGUGGGAGCAAUGUUGGAGCCUAUAAAUUGGACUUGAGAGUGGUAUUACAGAUUCUGUAGGCUAUGUAUUAUCUAUGUACAGCACAUAUAGACAUUGUGUUUGCAAAGACACCCCGACUGUGGAACUACCAUAGAGAAUAGAAAUGGACUACUGCCUUGCUUUCUAUCUGCAGAACCAGUCUGACCUCGGAUGUUGGCAUGCUACUGUGAAUCCCAGUAGCCUACGAAAUCAUGGGACUCAUUUCCAAAAUACAAUUUAUACACUCAUUUCUGAUGACAAAAACAUAUAUAUAAAUACACACCAAUGUCCGUAACUAUGAUGCACUGGUUAAUACAGCUGUCACACUACAUGUAUGGUUAAUACAGCUGUCACACUACAUGUAUGGUUAAUACAGCUGUCACACUACAUGUAUGGUUAAUACAGCUGUCACACUACAUGUAUGGUUAAUACAGCUGUCACACUACAUGUAUGGUUAAUACAGCUGUCACACUACAUGUAUGGUUAAUACAGCUGUCACACUACAUGUAUGGUUAAUACAGCUGUCACACUACAUGUAUGGUUAAUACAGCGGUCACACUACAUGUAUGGUUAAUACAGCGGUCACACUACAUGUAUGGUUAAUACAGCGGUCACACUACAUGUAUCUCACAGGAGACAAUGCCACCAACUAGCGACUGAACAUCAGGAUCACUGUUUCUACACAGUGUCAUCUUAUGCAAGCCUCUCCCUGCAUUAUUUGUGGUUUUGUACAUCAAAGUGGUGGAUGGGAGUAGCCCUUUUUCACCCUGCCCAUUCUACUGACUUCCUAUUGCCUUGCUAUAUUCUUCAGUCCUUUUGCCUGUACAUAACAUAAGCUGGUUUUCUUACCCAGUGUGCCACUCUUUCAAAGAUAAUUUAAUUGUAUUAAAUUCUAUUUUAAGCUAUUAUUAAAACAUUUGAGAUAAAUUGA
This is a messenger RNA of Esox lucius (northern pike), 3488 nucleotides long. Its product is annotated as leucine-rich repeat neuronal protein 2. Lineage: Eukaryota; Metazoa; Chordata; Actinopteri; Esociformes; Esocidae. Gene Ontology annotation, molecular function: protein binding. The record is from RefSeq and is a predicted model, not a curated record. Bases 469 to 2241 code for a protein of 590 amino acids. The transcript has 2 exons.